AUGGCAAACUUCACGAAACUCAAGGACGUGACACCUAACAGACCUGAGGGCACAAAGAUGCAUGCAUUUGUUGAACAAACAAAUCAGAUGAGAAGAUUUAAGUCAUGUCUUCAUGAAGGGGAGUGGAAGAUUCUAAGUGGAUUGUCUGUGGUGAUGGUGAAUACUGAUAUCUGUUUGACAGAAGCCAGAAUGAAAAUUGCCCUCACGUCCAACACUCAAGUCACACCCGUAGAGGACUCAGAUGCUUUAAUUCCGCUUGACAUCGUGCCUUUCGAAUAUGUUUCGAAUCUAUGGAAUGCUGAACAAACUUAUUUCCCAAGAGACUUUCUAGGGAUUAUAGUUGAAGUGGAAGAAACAAUGGUGACGGAAGAUGAAUCUAUUCCUAGCAAUCCAUUUAAUGAUGCUCCUAAGACCAACAACACGAUAGAUUUUACUCUGAAGGACAACGAUGGGGAACAAAUAAGAAUGUCGUGCAAAGGGUGCCUUGCCUUAGCAUCUAAGCUUAAACGGUUUUGGAUUUACUAUGGUAAAGCAGAACCCAUCAUAUGUCUUUUAAACGAUUGGCGGGUUCUUGAUAGAUCCGGUCGUGUUGAUAUCGAGAGUGAAGAAGGGAUUUCUACAUUUGAAUUCAAUCCUACUGGCUUUGAUGAGGUUGACCAUUUCAUUGAUAUAAUGAACACUUCCGCACAAGACAGCGAAAGCGAAGAAGAUGAUGUAACAAUCUACGAUUAUUUCAAUGGCUGUAAAAGCGACAAUAAGAGUUGA
Molecule: messenger RNA, 765 nt
Organism: Microthlaspi erraticum
Lineage: Eukaryota; Viridiplantae; Streptophyta; Magnoliopsida; Brassicales; Brassicaceae
Source: the annotation of a GenBank genome assembly